Molecule: messenger RNA, 2123 nt
Organism: Clarias gariepinus (North African catfish)
Lineage: Eukaryota; Metazoa; Chordata; Actinopteri; Siluriformes; Clariidae
Product: histone-lysine N-methyltransferase PRDM9-like
Exons: 8
Coding region: 176-1747 (523 amino acids)
Cellular component (GO): nucleus
Molecular function (GO): protein binding; histone methyltransferase activity
Source: RefSeq, a predicted model, not a curated record
UUCCUGAUUGGACGGUGAAGGUCUGUGAAGGAGCGGAUCAUCUGUACAGCUGAAUAUCCGUGACAGGGUUUUACAGCCACACUCCAGACUGUGAGUGUAAAGAGGAAAGCUGGCUGUGGGCUGGAUUUACGAACCUUUUACACCGUUCUGCUUUUAAGCCUGGGACAUCUUUGCAAUGGAGGCAGGACCGUGCUCUGUGAGAGAAACUCCACACACUCCUGCUGCUCAACACUUACAGCUUUCUGACAAUAUGCACACUGAGGCUUUUAUCACUUUGGAUGAAGGAAUGUCCAUCAUUAGUGUGGAGCAUCUGGAUGGAGAUUUCCUAAAAACACAUUUAAAACAGGAAGAAUCUGAAGAUGAGGACUUUCUCUAUGAAGGUACACUGAACUCUGUAAACUGUUUCACCCCUGAUGAUCAGAUGGAUGGAGGAUUCCAGAUGAAGCAGCUCAAAAAGGAGGAACCAGAAGAUGAUGAAUACCUCUACUGUGAGGGUUGCAGAUUGUUCUUCAUUAACAAAUGUGAGGUUCACGGUCCAGCUCUCUUUAUCCCUGAUACCCCUGUUCCCCUGGGAGUCCCUGAUCGAGCUAGGCAAACACUUCCACUUGGUCUGGCAGUCCAGGAGUCCAGUAUUAGUGAUGCAGGAUUGGGAGUGUUUAAUAUGGGAGAGACUGUUCCAGUUGGUGUGCACUUUGGGCCUUAUCAAGGAGACUUAGUAGACUGUAAGGAAGCCAUGAACAGUGGCUACUCUUGGGUGAUCCACAGGGAUGGUCAGUGUGAACAGUACAUCGACGGCAGAAAAGAAGUGCAUGCUAACUGGAUGAGGUUUGUCAAUUGUUCGUGCGAUAACAAGGAGCAGAACCUUGUGGCAUUUCAGUAUCAUGGUGGAAUUUUCUACCGUUGCUGUCGACCCAUUAGACAAGGACAGGAGCUUUUGGUGUGGUACACUGAGGAAUAUGGCAAAAAUCUCAGCGUUGCAUUUGGUUACAUAUGGAAGAAAAAGUGCACUGCAAAUGAAACACAUAUUGAAGCAAACCAAUGGAUGUCCACACAAGACAAGCCUCAUCAGUGCUUACAGUGUGGUAAGAGAUUUACUGAGAGAGGUACUCUUGACAAACACUAUCGUAUCCACACAGGGGAGAAGCCAUAUCACUGCUCAGAAUGCGGAAGGAGUUUUACUCAGCGGAGUACUCUCCAACGACAUCAGCGCAUCCACACUGGAGAGAAACCAUAUUUGUGCUCACACUGUGGAGACAAAUUUUCUAACCAGAGUAAUCUCCAACGACACCAACGUGUCCACACUGGAGAAAAACCGUAUCACUGCUCACUGUGUGGGAAGAACUUUACACAACGGAGUACUCUCCAGCGACACCAGCGCAUUCACACUGGAGAAAAACCUUACCAGUGUCUCCACUGUGGGGAGAGAUUUACUCACCAGAGCCUACUCCAGUCACACCAACGCCUUCACACUGGAGAAAAACCCUAUCACUGUCCAUUGUGUGGAAAGAGUUUUACUGAGAGAGGUGCUCUCAAGAAACACCAACGCAUUCACACAGGAGAGAAGCCAUAUCAAUGUCCAGAGUGUGGGAAGAAUUUUACAGAGAAAAGUGCUCUUAAGAAACAUCAACGCAUUCAUACAGGAGAGAAACCAUAUUACUGCUCGCAGUGUGGGCGGAGCUUCACUUUUUCAAGUUCUUUCAGUACACACAAGUGCACUAAGACUCAGCUGUUAGCUUGCACCACAUAGAUUUUCCACCUUCCAUCCAUUAUCUGCACCACUUAUCCUGUGUAAGGUCACAGGGAACCUGGGGCAAAAGGCAUAUGGUACACCUGGAUGGGGUGCCAAGGCGCAAACACACACUCUGACGUACAUUAUGGACAAUUUGGAAAUGACUUUUCCACACAUUGGGGUUUAAAACAGCUACAAAUGCAUUUUUAUCAUGUUAGUAUUUUUUUUGUUUUUACCAUGGAUGUGUGUCCUUUUUUUGACAAACAUUUAGAGUGCUUAUGUAACCUGUUAUGUCUUUUAACUACACUGUGUGUUCUUGCAUUGACCUAAAAUGCAAAAAUCGAUUAAAAGUUUGUAAAAUUAUGUAUUUUGUGACUGAUGCCAUACUAUCCAA